Balaenoptera ricei (Rice's whale) is the source of this 3467-nucleotide messenger RNA. It is a transcript of the gene PLA2G4D, whose product is annotated as phospholipase A2 group IVD. The transcript is spliced from 21 exons. The coding region runs from base 92 to 2815 and encodes 907 amino acids. Gene Ontology annotation, cellular component: cytosol. The record is from RefSeq and is a predicted model, not a curated record. Lineage: Eukaryota; Metazoa; Chordata; Mammalia; Artiodactyla; Balaenopteridae. Gene Ontology annotation, biological process: glycerophospholipid catabolic process. Gene Ontology annotation, molecular function: calcium ion binding; calcium-dependent phospholipid binding.
UCUCCGGAGUCUGCUCAGAGCCCACCCCUGGGGCCGCCCUAUUAUUCCUCCCAGGCUCCUGGAUGCUCAUCUGCUCUCAGGUCUGGAAGAGAUGCUCCACCUGCAGGUCCUGGAGCCUUGCCAGAAGUUUCUGGAAAAGCUAGUUGAUUCAGCCUCCAGGAGAAGAGGAGAAGGUGUUGGGCUGAGGGAGUGCCCUGGAGGCGGGGCCCCGGCUGUUGAUAGGAUCGUGGCUCCUCAGAGGCUGGCAGGUUCACAGUCAGUCCCAUGCCAUUGGAGUAGUCGCUGCCAGCCAGCCAGGGAGCUGUCAUCUUGGAGGGACCCGGGCCUGGAGUGGAGCCAAAGGUUUGGCAUGGAGAGAACGACACCUAGGGGACCACCUGGCCAUCCUCACCAGGGGGAGACCUCUGCCUGCUGGCAGCUCACCGUGAGGGUCCUGGAGGCGCGGGGCCUGGGCUGGGCUGACCUCUUGAACGAGGCAGACCCCUACGUGAUCCUACAGCUGCCAACCGCACCUGGAACAAAGUUCAAGACCAAAACAGUCACCAACUCCAGUCAUCCUGUAUGGAACGAGACCUUCACUUUCCUGAUCCAAAGUCAGGUCAAGAAUGUUCUGGAGCUGAGCAUCUAUGACAAGGAUGCCAUCAAGAAGGACGACGCCUGCUUCAAGGUUCUCUGUGAUGUCUCUGAAGUCCUCCCUGGCAGGUGGCUCCGGAAGACCUUCUCCCUGCAUCCCCAGGGACCGGAGGAGCUGGAUGUGGAGUUCCUGAUGGAGAAAACGUCAGGCUGCCCAGAAAACCUCAUCACCAAUAACGUGCUUGUGGCCCGAGAACUGUCAUGCCUGGAUGUCCAUCUAGACAGCACGGGGAGCACAGCUGAGGCUGCAGAUCAGGGCGAGCUGGAGCUGGAGCUGGAGCUGGAGCUGGUGCUGAAGGGCUCAUAUGAGGACACACAGACAUCUGCCCUGGGAACAGCCUCUGCCUUCCGCUUCCACUACAUGGCGGCCCAAGAGGCAGAGCUGAGUGGGUGCCUGAGGACCUCUAAAAGCAAUGGCUGGAACUCAGGCAACUCAGUUGGGCACCUCACUAUGCCCCUGAGGUCCUUGGCCAUGGGGAAGGAGGUGACAGUUGACGUUCCCGCUACAAAUGCCCCAGGAGUGAAGCUGCAGCUCAAGGCUGAGAGCUGCCCGAAGGAGCUGGCUGUGCAUCUGGGCUUCGAUUUGUGUGCGGAGGAGAAAGCCUUCCUGAGCAGGAGGAAGCAGGUGGUGGCCAAGGCCCUGAAGCAGGCCUUGCAGCUGGACAGAGACCUACAGGAAGAUGAGGUCCCCGUCGUGGGCAUCAUGGCCACAGGAGGAGGUGCCCGGGCCAUGACCUCUCUCUAUGGCCACCUGUUCACCCUGCAGAAGCUGGGCCUUCUGGACUGUGUGACCUACUUCAGUGGCAUCUCGGGCUCUACAUGGACAAUGGCCCAUCUGUAUGGGGACCCUGAGUGGUCGCAGAGGGACCUGAAGGGACCCAUCAGACACGCCCGGGAGCACCUGGCCAAGAGCAAGCUAGAGGCCUUCUCUCCUGAGCGCCUGGCGAGCUACCAUCGGGAGCUGGAACAACGGGCUGAGCAGGGCCACCCCACGACCUUUGUGGACCUGUGGGGUCCGGUGCUGGAGUUCAUGCUGCACGGACAGGUGAUGGAUCAGAAGCUGUCAGGACAGAGAGCUGCGCUGGAGCGGGGCCAGAACCCUCUGCCCCUCUACUUGAGCCUCAAUGUCAAAGAGAACAAUCUGCAGACCCUGGACUUCAAGGAGUGGGUCGAGUUCUCCCCCUAUGAGGUCGGGUUCCUGAAGUAUGGAGCCUUUGUCCCUUCUGAGCUCUUCGGCUCGGAGUUCUUCAUGGGGCGGCUGAUGAGGAGGAUCCCUGAGUCCCGAAUCUGCUUUCUACAAGGUAUCUGGAGCAACAUUUUCUCCCUGAACUUGCUGGACGCCUGGUAUGACCUCACCAGCUCCAGUGACGCCUGGAAGCAGCACAUCAAGGACACAGUCAGGAACCUGGAGGAACCGCCUCCCUCCUCGGGGACCUCCUCAGGGCCGGAGGCCUUGUGGCUCCAGCCUGGAACAGCGCUGGCCCAGACGUUGAAGGGCUUCCUGACGAACAGACCACUCUACCAGCGCAGCUCCAACUUCCUCCAGGGCCUCCAGCUGCACCAGGACUACUGUGCCCAGAAAGACUUCUCCACCUGGGCAGACCGCCAGGUGGACUCCUCCGCCGGCCAGCUGACCCCGCAGGAGCCCCAGCUCUGCUUGGUGGAUGCCGGCUACUUCCUCAACACCAGCUGUCCCUCCAUGUUCCGGCCAGGCCGCAGGCUGGACCUCAUACUAUCCUUCGACUACUCUCUAUCCUCGCCCUUUGAGGUGCUGCAGCAGACGGAGCUAGACUGCCGGGCCCGGGGGCUGCCGUUCCCCCGCGUGGAGCCCAGCCCUCAGGACCGACUCCAGCCACGGGAGUGCCACCUCUUCUCAGACCCCACCUGCCCUGAUGCCCCUGUCCUGCUUCACUUCCCGCUGGUCAACGCCUCCUUCAAGGACCACUCAGCCCCAGGUGUCCAGCGCAGCCCCACAGAGCUCCCGGCCGGCCAGGUGGAUCUCACCGGGGUCACCUCCCCCUAUUCCAUGUUCAACAUGACCUACAAGGAGGAAGACUUUGACCGCCUGCUGCAGCUCAGUGACUACAACGUACGGAACAGCCAGGGCACCAUCCUGCAGGCUUUGAGGACCUCUCUGAGGCACCAGGCCCCGGGGGCCAGGCCUCCAGGGCCGCAGACUUGAGUCUUCUCGGGGUCCCCAAGAUUUGAGGGCCACACUCUGAUCCUGGGGGCUGGGGGCUUAACCCACCUGCAGUGGGCACAGCCACGGCGCUCACGGGGCUGGAGUUCCCGGGCUCUCCCAGGCCUGGGCCGCCUCUGCGGCUGGUCUCACCGCCCAGAGGGGCUGUGGCCCACCCCGAGUUCUCCCUCACCUUCAUAGCUGGUUUGGGAGGAGCUGACAGCAAACUCCUUACCAGGCCAGCGUAUAGAACAGCUGGUUCGACCAAACAUUUACCCGUAGUUCUUUUCACGCCUGAACAGAAUGGAUUUGAGGUGCACACUGGAGGUGCCAGACCAGGAGUGGGGACAGGCAGGGCAGGGGAGGGCCUGGGAGGUGGCUCCAGGUAUCAGGAAUCACAGUACGUCCUGACAGGCACCCCUUAAUGCCUCUGCUCCUCCUCCUCCUUUUAUACUAUUUUUACGCAACUUUAGUGAGAUAUAAUCCACAUGCCAUAUAAUUCAUCCAUCUAAAGUAUGCAAUUCAAUGGCCUUUACUAUAUAUUCAGAGUUGUGAAACCAUCACCACAGUCAAUUUGAGAACAUUUUCAUUAACCCAAAAAGGAACCCCUCACCCCUUAACUGUCAACCUCAAACCACGCCCACCCCAGCCCUAG